AUGUCCCUCGCCAAAGAGGCUCACAUCGAUGCGUUUGCACUCAACAUGGCUUAUGGUGUGCAGACAAAUGAACAGUCUGUUGCAAAUGCCUUCACUAUGGCAGAAAACCUUGGUUUUCAUCUAUUUUUCUCUUUUGACUACGCCGGCAAUGGAGCUUGGCCAAAGGCACAGGUCAUCAGCAUGCUGCAGAAAUACGCCCCGAGCUCCGCUUAUUAUCGCCAUGAUGAAAAACCUUUCGUAUCUACAUUUGAAGGAACUGAGAACGCCGAUGAUUGGAUUGCGAUCAAGAAUCAAACUCGCUGUUUCUUCGUCCCCGACUGGUCCUCCGUAGCAGCCAACUCUGCCCUUGAGCUCGCAGGAGGCGUCGUUGACGGCUUGUUCUCGUGGGCUGCCUGGCCAACAGAUACUCGACGGAUGACCACCUAUGUGGAUGCCGCAUAUCUCCAGUGCCUUGGGGAUGUUGGGAAGCCAUACAUGAUGCCGGCUUCUCCGUGGUUUUAUACUAAUAUGCCUGGCUACGACAAGAACUUCGUAUGUCACGGAGACGACUUGUGGUAUGAUCGAUGGGUGGAGGUUGGCUUCCUCAACCCCGAGUGGGUUGAGAUAAUUUCUUGGAACGAUUACGGCGAGUCGCAUUAUAUCGGACCACUUAACGAAAAGGGCUAUGGAGUAUUCACCGCGGGGAAGGCACCAUACAACUACGCCCGAGGGAUGCCGCACGAUGGCUGGAGACUACAGCUUCCAUAUGUUAUUGAUCUGUACAAGAAAGGAACAGCCUCCGUGACAGAAGAAAGCCUCGUUGUUUGGUAUCGGACACAACCCCGGAUCUCUUGCGGUGGAGGAAAUACCACUGGCUUCACAGCUCAGCUCCAAGUCGAAGAGGAUGCUGAUACUCGAAUUGCGGACAAGUUGUUCUUUACGGCACUUCUAGCUUCAAAUGCUUCGGUCAAGGUGAGUAUCGGCGGCGACGCAAAAGACACAAAAUGGGAAUUUGAACCAGAUGGCGGUGUUGGCGUCUACCACGGUAGUUUUGACUAUGAUUCCAAGCACCUUGGGGAAACUACUGUCACUAUUCUACGUAAUGGAAAAGAGACUGUAUCCGUCAAAGGCCGAUCUCUGACCAAGGAAUGCACUGGCGACCUCGCCAAUCUAAAUGCAUGGGUAGGAAGCUCAACAUCAGGAAGCACCAUAGACUCAGUCUCGCCAGAGUUGUUAUUAUCCGAGCAAACCUGCAUCGAGGGGGCUGGAUCAUCAAACUUCACAGAGCUAUGUGAAUUCACCUGCAAAUACGGCUAUUGUCCACUUGGCACAUGCUACUGCACUGCCAUGGGUGCUCCCAAAGGAAAACCGAAGACCACCAAAGACAAAGGCUACCCGAAGAACGGGGAUGACAGUUACGAAGGACUGUGCUCUUUUGCAUGCUAUUAUGGAUUUUGUCCGAAGAAACUUUGCUCGGAAACCAAGGUCUCAACCACAACAAGCCAUCCGGCUCCCACUGCCUGCGGCAAAGGCCACUGCACACAUACCGAUACCAACGACGGAUUACAACGACCUCUUCCUUCCUUUGACGCGCUCUUUGGGCUAUAUCUCCUUAUAUUCUCUAUUCUGGUUUUCAAUACGUAUCAAGGGGAUUGA
Penicillium canescens is the source of this 1635-nucleotide messenger RNA. Its product is annotated as glycoside hydrolase family 71 protein. Lineage: Eukaryota; Fungi; Ascomycota; Eurotiomycetes; Eurotiales; Aspergillaceae. Gene Ontology annotation, molecular function: glucan endo-1,3-alpha-glucosidase activity. The coding region runs from base 1 to 1635 and encodes 544 amino acids. The record is from RefSeq and is a predicted model, not a curated record. The transcript has a single exon. Gene Ontology annotation, biological process: mating projection tip cell wall disassembly.